Molecule: messenger RNA, 717 nt
Organism: Gongylonema pulchrum
Lineage: Eukaryota; Metazoa; Nematoda; Chromadorea; Rhabditida; Gongylonematidae
Source: the annotation of a GenBank genome assembly
AUGGAAGAGGAGAUGCUGUUUCUCAAAGAUUCGGAUGAUAAUAUCGCAAACGACGAACGCUUACUGAGACUUUCGGAGCAGCUGCGUCGUUCUGCUCGGCAUGCUGUUUUGCAUCAGUUAUGGAAAAGCUCCUCUUACGGGGUACUGUGCUUCCUUGUUUUUACAUUCGUCGGAUGUGGAAUGCUAUACGGUGGCUAUCUAAUCAACGAGGAUGCGACAGUCAAAGAAGGCGACAUCUUCAUCGUGGUACUCUCAAUGGCACUCAUCGUUUCCAGCAUAUCUACCACUACAGCACACUACAAAGAAUAUAGGAAGGGAAUGCAAGCCGCUCUAUCUGUCAAGAAUCUGGAACAACUUGAGCAAGGACUACUGCUAACGCAAAACGGCAGUCGACGCUCUUCCGUUGACGACAUUACCAUCACUAGCGAGCAAGUGCCAAUGAAACCACCGUUACUGCCUGAAGCAACAACAUCUAUUGAUCGCUUUGCGAAUGGUACCAGGCGUGUCUUGCGUAACUACCACAAUCACAAGUUAUUUUUGCUGCUUGCUUUCAUCUUAGCGGCUGUGAAUGGACUGGAGCAGCCAGCGCACAACCUCAUCAUGGGCGAGGUUUUCACUGCAAUGCUUCGCCGCAGUCCGAGCAUCCGUCUUCUCAUUCAAUAUGCUAUUCAGUUUUUCGCCGUUGGUUUCGGUGUAUUUGUAUCACGCACUGCAACA